Molecule: messenger RNA, 3783 nt
Organism: Gekko japonicus
Lineage: Eukaryota; Metazoa; Chordata; Lepidosauria; Squamata; Gekkonidae
Product: arf-GAP with GTPase, ANK repeat and PH domain-containing protein 1-like
Exons: 19
Coding region: 122-2794 (890 amino acids)
Cellular component (GO): nucleus
Molecular function (GO): GTPase activator activity; GTP binding; GTPase activity
Source: RefSeq, a predicted model, not a curated record
GAGGCCGGGCUGGGGCGUGUGAGGGCGCUGGGCGGCGGCGUCUCCAUGGCCUGGCCUGCUGGCCCUCCGGGCGGCUGGCGAUGAAGUGAGGGGCGGGCGCGGGGCCCUGUGCCUGCCAGCCAUGAACUACCCGCCGCCGCCUCCGCCGCAGCAGCAGUACCAGCAGCAGCAGCAGCUGGCUCACUCGGCCGCCAUCCGGGCGGAGAUCGGCCGCUUCGAGUCCGUGCACCCCAACAUCUACUCCAUCUACGAGCUGCUGGAGCGGGUGGAGGAGCCGGCGCUGCAGGGCCAGAUCCGGGAGCACGUCAUCGCCAUCGAAGAUGCCUUUGUAAAUAGCCAGGAAUGGACACUAAGUCGUUCUGUGCCAGAACUCAAAGUGGGCAUUGUGGGAAAUCUAGCUAGUGGUAAAUCUGCCCUUGUGCAUCGGUAUCUAACUGGGACAUAUGUCCAGGAGGAAUCACCAGAAGGUGGAAGAUUCAAGAAGGAGAUUGUAGUCGAUGGACAAAGCUACCUGCUGCUGAUCAGAGAUGAAGGGGGUCCUCCGGAGGCCCAGUUUGCCAUGUGGGUGGAUGCUGUUAUAUUUGUCUUCAGCCUGGAGGAUGAAAUUAGCUUCCAGACUGUGUAUCACUACUACAGCCGUAUGGUGAACUAUCGCAACACUAAUGAAAUCCCAAUGGUGCUAGUGGGAACUCAGGAUGCUAUAAGUUCCAGUAAUCCUCGUGUCAUCGAUGAUGCUAGAGCACGGAAGUUGUCAAACGAUUUAAAAAGAUGCACCUACUAUGAAACCUGUGCCACCUACGGGCUGAAUGUGGAAAGAGUCUUUCAGGAUGUUGCGCAGAAGAUUGUGGCAACGAGAAAAAAACAGCAGCUUUCGAUAGGCCCUUGUAAAUCACUACCAAACUCUCCGAGUCACUCGUCCGUGUGCUCCGCUCAGGUCUCUGCAAUACACAUCAGCCAGACCAGCAAUGGAGGAGGCAGCUUAAGCGACUAUUCCUCCUCGGUCCCCUCCACUCCGAGCACCAGCCAGAAGGAGCUGCGGAUCGAUGUCCCUCCCACCACUAACACUCCAACACCUGUUCGCAAACAGUCGAAGCGCCGGUCCAACCUUUUUGCGUCUCGGAAAGGGAGCGACCCAGACAAAGAGAAGAAAGGAUUGGAGAGCAGAGCGGAUAGCAUCGGAAGCGGCCGUGCGAUCCCAAUUAAACAGGGUAUGCUGCUAAAGCGAAGUGGCAAGUCAUUGAAUAAAGAGUGGAAAAAGAAAUACGUUACUCUCUGUGAUAAUGGUGUGCUGACCUAUCAUCCGAGUUUGCACGACUAUAUGCAGAACGUUCAUGGGAAAGAAAUUGAUCUUCUAAGGACCACAGUUAAAGUCCCUGGGAAAAGGCCACCCCGAGCCACAUCAGCAUGCGCGCCCAUUUCUAGUCCCAAAACAAAUGGCUUGUCCAAAGAUAUGAGCAGCUUGCAUCUCUCACCAAAUUCAGGGAACGUGACUACUAGCACCUCUGUGUCUCAGAUGACGAGUGGCAUCAGUCUUGUUUCCUUCAACAGUCGUCCUGAUGGGAUGCAUCAGAGAUCCUACUCUGUUUCCAGUGCUGACCAGUGGAGUGAAGUGACAGUCAUUGCAAACUCAGGCAUCAGUAGUGAUACUGGCUUGGGAGAUUCUGUGUGUUCCAGCCCCAGUAUGUCUAGUACCACAAGCCCUAAGCUGGACCCUCCUCCUUCCCCUCACGCUAACAGGAAAAAACAUCGCAGGAAGAAAAGCACUAGCAAUUUUAAACCUGACGGUAUUUCAGGCACUGCUGAAGCCAAACGCAAAGCAUGGAAACUAAACCGUGUUGGUAGCCUGCGAAAUAUAUACAGCAAGCAAGAAGAAAAUUUUGAAUUCAUCAUUGUGUCCCUUACGGGUCAGACUUGGCACUUUGAAGCAACGACGUAUGAAGAAAGAGACGCCUGGGUGCAAGCGAUAGAGAGCCAGAUUCUGGCCAGUCUGCAGUCCUGUGAGAGCAGCAAGAAUAAGUCCCGACUGACAAGUCAGAAUGAAGCCAUGGCCCUUCAGUCAAUAAGGAGCAUUAGAGGCAACUCUCGCUGUGUGGACUGCGAAGCACAAAAUCCUGACUGGGCGAGUUUAAAUCUGGGAGCUCUCAUGUGCAUCGAGUGCUCAGGAAUACACCGGAACCUUGGCACCCACCUGUCGCGCGUCCGAUCCCUCGACUUGGACGACUGGCCUGUUGAGCUGAUCAAAGUGAUGUCCUCCAUUGGGAACGAGUUGGCCAAUAGUGUGUGGGAAGAAAUGACCCAGGGGCGUGUGAAGCCCUCCCCAGAUUCCACAAGGGAAGAAAAAGAGCACUGGAUCCGGGCAAAAUAUGAGCAGAAGCUCUUCCUUGCUCCACUGCCGUGCUUAGAGCUUUCCUUGGGGCAGCACUUGCUACGAGCAACGGCGGAGGAGGACCUGCGGACGGUCAUCCUUCUUCUGGCCCACGGGUCACGAGAAGAAGUGAACGAGACCUGCGGAGACGGGGAUGGGCGGUCGUCCUUACAUUUGGCUUGCAGGAAAGGAAACGUCGUGCUGGUGCAGCUCUUGAUUUGGUACGGUGUCGAUGUCAUGGCCCGCGAUGCCCACGGAAACGGAGCCCUGGCCUACGCCAGGCAGGCCUCGAGCCAAGAGUGCGUGGACAUCCUCCUGCAGUACGGCUGUCCGGACGAGCGCUUUGUCCUCAUGGCCACUCCGAACUUGUCCCGGAAGAACACUAACAGGAACAACAGCAGCACGGCCAGGAUGCCCUCCAUCAUCUGAAGGAUCUGGUGCUCUCGUUUUUUUUGUGGCAUCACUAACAUCCCCACAGCCCUCCGAUUAUGCAUAACCUUCACAGCUUGAGGUUCUGUGAGUCUAUAAAAUAUGCCUUCUCCUUUCCUCUCCAAGCCCUCACUUUCUCCAGGGGGAAACAAAUUGCCAGGGAUCUUGUAAAGAGAGACCAGGAGGAGGAAAGAGGAUUGCAGGAACCAUUUGUUUUAAUAAAAAGAUCUUGACUGAUGAAACUGUAAAAAGGGGGAGGGUAAGACAAAGAGACAUCAUGGAGUCACUAAUUAUAGCACAUGGCUGAGGCCUGUUGGACGGGGAUGUCUGCCGGCGGGGGGCCUCUGGCCAGCAUUGCAUGAGAGUCACUGGCCAGGAACGGCAGGCGGAAGAGAAGAGAAAGAGAGAGACCAGAAAUUGUAACUUUUCAUAACUGACAGUUAAGCACAUCGGUACAUUUCACCUCUACCAAACUGAACCACUUGGAUUUCAUUCUCUUUUCCGAAGAGCUUGACGGCAUAAAUCAGGAGCAAGCACAGAGUUUGUCAGGUUUGAAGCUCCUAUGAUGGUAUGUGUCAAAUCAGUUGUAGCUAAUCUGUCCGGGGAGAAUACUGGCUUCAUUACACAUCUAUAGUUGAGUUCUUCCAGCAUUACUGCUGUUUAAUAGAACAUGAUUAGUCAUCACGGAGAAAAAAGCAUAUUAGCUGAGGAGGUAGUUACCCGGCACGCUUCAGUGAUUGCUUCGAUGUGAUUGCAAUAUUCUUAGAAGCCUCAGAUUAUCCCAGACAUGUUCUUUCAAGCCCUUGGAGUCCUCCUUUCUAAAUUCACUGUCAUAAUUUAGUAUCUGUUUAAUUUUUCAGUCCAAAGAGAGGAAAUCAGUUGCUUGAGUAUUAUUUGACUGUAGCCUUCCUCAAUGUAAAAACAAGAUGGGGAAAAGAGAUAAAUAAGAAUAGCUAUGAGAUGCAAAAAAAAAAAAGGAAUAAUGAAUA